AUGCCACCACCUCCAGGACGCGGUUACGGAUACGGACCUCCACGCCCGGGCCCGGGCUACGGACCGCCGCCUCCUCGUGGGCCCGCCGUGAAUGUGGGCAUUAACAUUGGCGGACCACCGCGACCUCCGCCGAUGGCAGUGGGCGUCGGCUUUGCCCCACCGCCUAUUGUAGUGGCUGCCCCACCACCCCCAGCUGUGGUCAUUGGCGCACCACCGCCGCCGGCGGUUGUGAUCGGAGCUCCGCCGCCGCGGCCCGCAGUGGUAGUGGGCGCCCAGCCUCCCGUGGCCACCGUUUAUGCCCAACCUACCGGAGAGGUCCUCUGUUGCACGAUUCUUUGAUUCUGGGAUUACGGAAACCUGUGACGCGUGUGCUCAAGUGUUCCUCCACAUUAUAUUAUACCUAUCCUACAUUUACACUCAUAUGUUUUCUAUUUGUAAAAUAAAAUAAUUUAUUCUA
Drosophila ananassae is the source of this 457-nucleotide messenger RNA. Its product is annotated as formin-2. Bases 1 to 339 code for a protein of 112 amino acids. The record is from RefSeq and is a predicted model, not a curated record. NCBI's taxonomy places the organism in Eukaryota, Metazoa, Arthropoda, Insecta, Diptera, Drosophilidae. The transcript has a single exon.